AUGAACAUCCGGCAGCUCAAGGUGGACGUCAUGAACGGGUUCUUCGAGGACUUCGACGUAGUAGAAGAGAUAUACCGCCUCGUGGGCGGCUUCGCCGCCAGCAAGUACCUCUACUCGAAGUUCAUGCUGUACUCGGACACCGCGGGACUAAAUCUCUUCCGCCCGAAUACUCACGCGAAUAAGUCAGUUACUGAAGGAGUCGUAUCCUUCCACUUGGACCACUACGUUUCUGCCCGCGUCGCGAAGGUGACAUACGGCUCGCGCUGUGCGCAUGUCUACGACAAGGAACUCUCGGACUACACGCAGCAUGUACACAAAAUCUUCAUCUCGCCCGACGGGAUUGAGAUAUUGAACGACGGCUUCCAGUCUGUCCCCAGCCAGGCCUGUACUUGA
This is a messenger RNA of Peniophora sp. CBMAI 1063, 393 nucleotides long. NCBI's taxonomy places the organism in Eukaryota, Fungi, Basidiomycota, Agaricomycetes, Russulales, Peniophoraceae. The record is from the annotation of a GenBank genome assembly.